AUGUCCAACACUUUCCGCUCAGCUUUGUUAUCAAUGUCCCUUUGGGCACCUGUGGUCUCAGCCCUUCGAGGAGAGAAAUUCACAUUAUGGUUCCCCACACACGAAUAUCACUGGCUCGAAGUCGCCCAGCAGAAUUGCUCCCUCCAAAUCAGCGACUACCACGAGAAUAACCGAGAGAGAACAACCUCGCCAUGUGCCGCCGCUUUAGACUGUCUUCUCGAGAAUUCGACUGAGUCGAUCAAGUCAAACCUGGCCGGAUCCCAGGUCCUCCUAGGUCUGACUCCCAGUAUCCUGGCCUACGUGGGAUCCGACAUGGCCGAGCUGGCUGUACUAGCUACGCAGCGGCCGUAUCUAGCGCUCCUCAUGUCCAUCGGGGCUCCGACGCAACAGAUUCGGCAGAUACUCUCUUCAGUAGACGUCGCUCAAAUAAUCAAUAAGCCGUCUUCUAGAGUCGCUCGUAUGUACUUCGGGUGGCUUUGGAAUCUCCCCACCGUUUUUCAAAGGCUGGCGGCCGCUGCAGUGUACGCGCUCGCCAUCGGUGCGAUGAUCAACAGUGUGCAAGGAGCCAUCUACCUCGACGCAAGAACAGUCGUUGGUUUCAGGUGCAACGCGGUCUAUCUGGUGUUGGUCUGGGUGUUGCUGGGCAUCACCCCGACCAUAUUCGCCAUCGGGGCUAUCCGACAGCGACAUUGCCUGCCUAACCUCGCGUCAUUUGCUCAGUUCGUCGAGUACACUGAUGCUAGAGCACCACAAGAAGACAAAGAGGACGGGUUGACAUUGGUACCUUCAUUAACAGAAUCGACAGACGAAUCGCGCGGUAAAUGGAUAAGCGAUGUUCUCUUCUUGCUCGCGAGUCUUGCGGCGCUUGUACAGUUUGUGUAUGGAACGGCAAUACUGUCAGCAUUGACGCCAAUCUCUUUCAUGGAUGCUCUGCCGGUAGUCAUGCGUUUUGCGGUUAGCAAUGUUGUUUGUCGCGCGUUGUUGCUGCUGGAGCUUGAGGGCAUACGGAUCAGGGCAGCAUCCAUCCUAGAUCAUGUCGCGAGCGACUUCAUCUACCCAGUCACACUCAAAGGAAAGUUUACCAUCCUCGGGAAGCAACAAUCGCGUCAAAUCUCGAAACGAAACCCCGGGCUCCGUAUCCUGGAGGCCGGGGAUACCGGAAGGCUUCCAAAAUUCCCCAUCCUCCGGGACCCAAGAGACGAUUUCGAAAGUGUGCCUAUGCAGAGGAAACAAUCGAUCGGUGAUGAUUCGCCGGAGCUUACUGUGAUCCCCCCAACGAAACUGUCCAUGGGCAGCAAAACCACCGCCUCCACCGUGAAGAAUACCCCUGAGAAUUCCGUUCACAAGCUCACGGGGCUCGAUCAUUCCCCUGGAUUUCCCGCCUUGCGUAACAGAUAUGGUCGUGAGGUUCCUUGCGUGGGCUAG
Clonostachys byssicola is the source of this 1425-nucleotide messenger RNA. Lineage: Eukaryota; Fungi; Ascomycota; Sordariomycetes; Hypocreales; Bionectriaceae. The record is from the annotation of a GenBank genome assembly.